AUGAUGGAGACGCUUCCAGCCCUUCCCGCCGACAUAACGACCGAAUGGCUGAGCUCCAAGUUGGGGCACAAGGUCAAAUCCAUCGAGAACACAAGCAACAUCUGGGGCACGGCCAGCAAGCUGUUUUACACCAUCACCUAUGAAGAUGAUGGAGACAGCGCCGAAAGACCGACCCAUAUCUGCAUCAAGGGCGUCUUCGACCCAAAGAUGAUAGAGGCUCAGCCGUGGACCGUCAGCCUGGCACAGCGAGAGUCCGAGUUUUUCUCUGACAUUGCGCCCCAGGUGAAGAAUAUGAUCUUCCCGACCGGGUGGUGGGCUGGCAAGAGUGAAAAGCAGGGCAUUGCUAUCAUGAACGAUCUGACCAAAGAAGACUGCUCCUUUGCUGCUGAAGUGGCCUCGUACCCCGUUGAGAAAGUCAUGAACGGAGUCGCGCAGCUGGCCGGCCUUCAUGCGCAGUAUUGGGGCCAGAGUCAGGAGAAUCUUCCCUGGAUCUGGAACAACUACGACCCGGCCAUGAAAUUCAUGUGCACUCCGUGGCACUCCGUAGUCCGAGAGCCCGGCAGACCCCAGCUGCCAGAAUAUCUGAUGGACGGGCAGCGUUGCAACGAGGCGCUGGACCGCUACUACGCCGAGCGCAACCCGCGCUUCCGUACGCUACUGCACGGCGACACGCACAUUGGUAACAUUUAUUUUACCGCCGACGGACAGAUUGGGUUCCUGGAUUGGUCGGCUUUCCACUUUGGCUCGUGCUUCCAUGAUAUUGUGUAUUUCAUGACGGCCAUGCUCAGUAUCGAGGACCGCCGCGCCCACGAGAUGGAGAUCCUCGACCACUACCUUGAGACGCUGCAUCGCCUAGGCGGGCCAAAGUUUGACCGCCACAACGACCCCGAGGUUAUGAUUGAGUACCGUCGCUCUUUCAUGACCAACGUCAUCUGGCUGAUCUGCCCCGAUGGUUUGCAAUCCAAGGAGCGCGUGGCCGCUCUGUGCGAGCGCACUGUGGCAACGUACAAUGACCACAAGGUCAUUGAUGUCAUUCUCAGCCAGCCCAAGCCCGCAGCCGCCGGUGCCGCUACUGCCUGA
Pestalotiopsis fici W106-1 is the source of this 1080-nucleotide messenger RNA. RefSeq lists its product as uncharacterized. The transcript is spliced from 2 exons. Lineage: Eukaryota; Fungi; Ascomycota; Sordariomycetes; Amphisphaeriales; Sporocadaceae. The record is from RefSeq and is a predicted model, not a curated record. Bases 1 to 1080 code for a protein of 359 amino acids.